Messenger RNA from Capsella rubella, 1502 nucleotides. Its product is annotated as small glutamine-rich tetratricopeptide repeat-containing protein. Lineage: Eukaryota; Viridiplantae; Streptophyta; Magnoliopsida; Brassicales; Brassicaceae. Bases 55 to 1359 code for a protein of 434 amino acids. Gene Ontology annotation, cellular component: membrane; TRC complex. The transcript has 9 exons. The record is from RefSeq and is a predicted model, not a curated record. Gene Ontology annotation, molecular function: protein binding; molecular adaptor activity. Gene Ontology annotation, biological process: post-translational protein targeting to endoplasmic reticulum membrane.
AAGAAGAAGAAGAAACCAGAUUCUUCUCCCUCUCUCUUUCUCUUUCUCUCUCCAAUGGCGAAACUUACGACGGACUCACCAAUCUGCCGGAAAAUUGUCCUUUCAUUCUUAGAUUUUCUCGAUUCCGUUGAGGUAGCUUCAGGUGUUGAUGAAGAAGGUCUUGAGGUUGCUAGAGAGUGUUUAGGUGAAGCGUUUAAAGUGAAUUCAGAUUCUUUGAGAGAUGAUCGUUUGAAACCUGUUUCACUUGUUAAUUUGUUCACUUCAUUGGAUAAAAGUGAACCUCUACAAAACACACCAUCAGCACCACCACUACCAGCUGUUGCUGUUGUUACUCAGGAUCCUAGUUCCUCCUCAGGUCCUGAGUUUUCGGGUUCUCAUGUCAACGUUGAUACGAGUAGAGAGCCUAUUUUUACUGGGACUUCUAGAGAUGAACUGUUUGGACAACUCUUUGGUGCGCUUGAGGAAGUACGGUAUUUCAGGAAUACACCUGAGGGAGAUGAUGAUCCUGCUCAGUUGGAAAAAGCUACAAGAAUAUUUCAUGAUGCUGUUAAUGAAAUGGAAAAGUCUGGAUGUCAGACGUUUGAUGUGAAAAGCUUGGCAGAAACAUUCAAGUGUCAAGGUAACAAGGCUAUGCAGUCCAAUCUUUAUCUGGAGGCGAUCGAGCUGUAUUCUUUUGCAAUUGCACUGACGGAUAAGAACGCUGUUUUCUACUGCAACAGGGCUGCUGCAUAUACCCAGAUCAACAGGUGCUCAGAAGCCAUUAAGGACUGUCUUAAAUCCAUUGAGAUUGAUCCAAAUUAUAGUAAGGCGUAUAGUCGUCUUGGGUUAGCAUAUUAUGCUCAAGGAAAGUAUUCUGAUGCUAUCGAGAAAGGAUUUAAGAAAGCUUUGCAGUUGGAUCCAAAUAACGAAUCCGUGAAAGAAAAUAUAAGGGUGGCUGAACAAAAACUAAGAGAAGAGCAGCAACGACAGAGACGUAGUCAGAAUACAAGCACAGGUUACACUCAAGAACCGGGAAUGGGAGGAGGCCAGGGAAUACCAUCUCAGUUCUCAAUGCCUUUAAACCCCGAUUUGAUGAGCAUGUUCAUGAACAUGGCGGGAAACACAUUCCCGGGAAAUCAUCCUAAUAACGAGGGAGGAGCAGGAGCAGAUGGUAACAGAAGUGGUUCGGAUGAGCCUGAGAUUCAUGUAGGUGCAAAUAUCAACGUAGAUCUCGGAGGCACACAGCAAAUGCCCGACGACUUAUCAGGUGCAUUACGAUCAAUGAUGCAGAUGUUUGGAGGAUCACAGGGAGGCACUGGUACUAAUAAUCCUCAAGAUACGAAUGGUGCACAUGGAAGACCAUCUGGGAAUCAACCUUAGAAUUCUAUUUUCUGAUGUUAAUGUCUGAGUUUGUGCUACAAAGACUUUGUUAGGGACAUGUUAUUACAAAAUGAUGAUAAGAGACUAUUAGCUUCUUGUUGAUAAAACGUUUUUGCAAUACAUUUGAAAUCAAAAUUUAACUA